AUGCAGACGCAGAGGUCACCGGCGAUGGUGGGGGGAGGGCCCGGGUCGGCGGUCGGGUCGCCAUCCCCGGCGACGGUGCCGGUGAGGCGGCGCUGCGAGGGCACGGCCAUGGGGGCCGUCACCCUCGACCUCCGUCCCGGCCUCGGCGUCGGCCCCUUCACCCUCGGGAUGCCGAUUUCCGAUGCAUUUGCGCAGAUUGAACACCAGCCAAACAUUUACGAUGUUGUCCACGUGAAGUACUUCGACGAGGAGCCUCUAAAGUUGGACUUCGUCAUAAGCUUUCCAGAUCACGGGUUUCACUUACGCUUCGAUCCUUGGUCGCAGAGGCUCCGCCUCAUCGAGAUUUUUGAUGUUAAGAGACUGCAAUUGCGUUACGCGACGUCUUUAAUUGGCGGCCCAUCGACACUAGCCACUUUUGUAUCUGUUUAUGCUCUAUUCGGACCGACUUUCCCUGGGAUAUAUGAUAAAGAGAGGGGCAUGUAUACCCUCUUCUAUCCAGGUUUAUCAUUCGCAUUCCCUAUCCCCAGUCAAUAUACAAGUUUCUUCAACAAUGGGGAAGUGGCAGAUUUGCCCCUGGAAUUUCCUGAUGGAACAACUCCGGUUACGUGCCGUGUUUCUAUAUAUGAUAGCUCAACAGAUAGCAAAGUUGGUGUUGGCUCAUUGAUGGAUAAGGCAGUUGUUCCUGCCUUACCUGCGGGCAGCCUAUAUAUGGAGGAAGUACAUGCAAAGCUUGGUGAAGAGCUUUGGCUCACUACUGGGGGGCAGCAUAUUCCUUUCGGAGCAUCGCCCCAGGAUAUCUGGACCGAAUUGGGUCGUCCAUGUGGUAUCCACCAAAAGCAGGUGGACCAAAUGGUUAUACACUCCGCAUCCGAUCUCCGUCCUCGGACUACUCUUUGUGGAGACUACUUCUACAACUACUUCUCGCGUGGUAUAGAUAUCUUAUUUGAUGGUCAGACACACAAGAUAAAGAAGUUUGUUUUACAUACAAACUUCCCUGGUCAUUCUGAUUUCAAUUCAUACAUGAAAUGCAACUUUGUUAUCUAUGACGCUGAAGCUGAAGGGGCACAGCAGCCGGGUAACACUUCCAAGAAUUGCAUAACACCUCGAACAAAAUGGGAACAAGUCAAGGAGAUCCUUGGUGACUGCGGUCGAGCAGCAAUCCAGACGCAGGGCUCGAUGAAUAACCCAUUUGGAUCAACUUUCGUCUAUGGAUACCAAAAUAUUGCUUUUGAGGUGAUGAAAAACGGAUAUAUCGCCACCGUUACUCUCUUCCAGUCAUGA
Messenger RNA from Triticum turgidum subsp. durum (durum wheat), 1281 nucleotides. The record is from the annotation of a GenBank genome assembly. Lineage: Eukaryota; Viridiplantae; Streptophyta; Magnoliopsida; Poales; Poaceae.